CCCAAACCAGAAUCACCAGGCCCAUAUCCAUUAGUAAAAACCCUAGCAUACAUAACUUCAUUGUAGACUCCCUGCUAAGUCUGAGACAUUACGAUUCACAGGUGUGUGCUGUUCCAACAUCCAAAGCGGCAAUGGGGAUCGAUCUUAAGGCUGGGGGUAAGAGCAAGAAGACCAAAAGAACAGCACCCAAGUCCAACGACAUAUACCUCAAACUACUUGUCAAGCUGUAUCGAUUCCUUGUUCGGAGAACUGGCAGCAAUUUCAAUGCUGUGAUACUCAAGCGCUUGUUCAUGAGUAAGGUGAACAAGCCUCCAAUUUCGUUGUCGAGGUUGAUUAAGUAUACAAAAGGGAAGGAAGAUAAAAUUGCUGUUAUAGUGGGGACUGUAACUGAUGAUAUCAGAGUAUAUGAAGUUCCGCCAUUGAAAAUUACAGCACUCAGGUUUACAGAGAGGGCACGUGCAAGAAUAGAGAAGGCAGGUGGUGAAUGCUUGACAUUUGAUCAACUUGCCCUUAGGGCUCCUUUGGGACAGAAUACGGUCCUUUUAAGAGGCCCAAAGAAUGCUCGGGAAGCUGUGAAACAUUUUGGUCCUGCUCCUGGUGUGCCACACAGCCAUACCAAACCCUAUGUUCGGUCUAAGGGAAGAAAGUUUGAGAAGGCAAGAGGAAGAAGGAACAGCAGAGGAUUUAGAGUUUAAGAAGAUAGCUUUCUAUUUUUUAAUAGUGUUCUGAAAUUCAACUUUUUGUUAUAGGCUCUGGUGACUGUUUUUCUCAUAUUUGUCUUAUAAGAAUUCANUUAUGGACAUCGUUCUUGGCCCCAUAUUUUGCAUUAACGUGUAUUUACCCAUUUGAUGAAUUGAAAACCCAGUCAUUUCUCGUGA
Molecule: messenger RNA, 878 nt
Organism: Vigna radiata var. radiata (mung bean)
Lineage: Eukaryota; Viridiplantae; Streptophyta; Magnoliopsida; Fabales; Fabaceae
Product: 60S ribosomal protein L18-3
Exons: 5
Coding region: 132-695 (187 amino acids)
Biological process (GO): translation
Cellular component (GO): ribosome; cytosolic large ribosomal subunit
Molecular function (GO): RNA binding; structural constituent of ribosome
Source: RefSeq, a predicted model, not a curated record